This is a messenger RNA of Beta vulgaris subsp. vulgaris (sugar beet), 1790 nucleotides long. RefSeq names its product protein trichome birefringence-like 9. The record is from RefSeq and is a predicted model, not a curated record. The transcript is spliced from 4 exons. The coding region runs from base 52 to 1341 and encodes 429 amino acids. Gene Ontology annotation, molecular function: O-acetyltransferase activity. Gene Ontology annotation, cellular component: Golgi apparatus. NCBI's taxonomy places the organism in Eukaryota, Viridiplantae, Streptophyta, Magnoliopsida, Caryophyllales, Amaranthaceae.
AAACUGUUAAGAAACAAACAAAAAAAAAAUCCUUUCUCUUAGCCUCUUCAUAUGGAUCUCCAAACAAAAACACAGAGACUAAUCACUCUUUAUACUCCAACUAUUAUUAAGAAACAUUAUGCAUAUGUAUUGUCUUUCCUUCUUUUAAUAGUUUUCACUUUUACAAUAUCAAGUUUUGUAAACCCUUUUGAUUUACACUAUCUUCAUUAUUAUCCUUUCCAACAAAAACAACAAACACAAUGUGAUUAUACCAAUGGUGAAUGGGUUUGGGAUGAACACUACUCUCUCUACAAUGAGAGUUGCCAGUUUCUCGAUCCCGGUUUUCGAUGUCAUCGUAAUGGACGUCGAAAUCAAAGCUUCCGCCAUUGGAGAUGGCAACCUCAUGCUUGUGAUCUUCCUAGAUUUAAUGCAAGUGAUUUCUUGGAGAGAAGCAGAAAUGGAAGAAUAGUAUUUGUUGGAGAUUCAAUAGGGAGAAACCAAUGGGAGUCACUAUUAUGCAUGUUGUCAAAAGGAGUUUCAAACCAAUCAACAAUUUAUGAAGCAAAUGGAGUUCCCAUAACUAAGCACAAAGGCUAUUUCUCCAUCAUCUUCCAAGAGUUCAAUGUAAGUGUUGAGUAUUACCGAGUCCCUUUUAUUGUACGUGUAGGCCGCCCACCACCGGAGUCACCAGAACAAGUACGUGGUGUCAUUAACAUUGAUCAGCUCAACUGGAUGUCGGAAAAAUGGCCGGGAGCAGAUGUCUACAUCUUCAAUGGUGGCCAUUGGUGGAAUGAAGCAAAAACUAUUGCAUCGGGAAUCUACUUUCAGGAAAGGGGGAUUUUAAAUUUGACAAUGAAUUAUAAGGAAGCAUUUCGAAGGUCAAUGAGGACAUUGAAGUCAUGGGCAGAACAGAACUUAAAUCCACAAAGAAGCCACAUUAUCUUUCGAAGCUAUGCUCCAGUUCAUUACAGAAACAAAGAGGUGAGGAUAUCUUUUAAUAGAAUUUACAAGAAUGUAUGUGAUUGCAGAAAUGGAACAUGGGAUGCAGGAGGUACUUGUAGGGAUAGCCAGGGACCUGAGACAAGCAAAGAUAAGCUGCAGGCAGACCCGCAGUUCAACCAAUAUAUUCUAGAUGUGGUCAAAGAUAUGGAAGCCGAUAGAAUGAAGGUCGAGUUUUUGAAUAUUACAUAUUUGUCUGAAUUUAGAAUGGAUGGCCACCCUUCGAUCCACCGUGAACGACUUGCUCAACAACCGAUUGUAGAAGACUGCAGUCACUGGUGUCUUCCAGGAGUUCCGGACACAUGGAACCAACUUCUUUACUCUCAGCUCCUGGCACAAGAUUUCAGAACCAAGAGGAACUAAGGUUGAUAUCAAUAGUCAGAAAGCUCGUGUUGAUUUGGUUUAGCUUCAGGUUAAUUCCUCGGAGGCAUUUUCCUCCAGGUUUGAAUCCUUGGUAUCGGUCUGUUUAACUUUCUCGAGCUGCCUCAAUAGAUCCAGCCGUUCUGACCCAUAUGGGGACGGUAUCUGCAGGAUAUAUAUUUUUUAGUGGACCCCAGAUAAUGUGCAACAUAGAAAUACAUUAGUUGGAAGAAAUUUGAGAAACACACCAAGGAUGGCACGUAUCUUUGGAUGGCUGCCAGCAUUGCUGCAUGUCCGACUGCAGUCACCUGUCAAUCAUGGGAAGUUGAUGAAAUGAUCCCUUUCUUAGACUUAUGAAAUCUAUAUGAGCAAAAACAUUUGGACCUGAUUGUGUAAUUUGCAAGUAUACGUUCUAUAGUUUAGGACCUUGAAUAUAUUAUCCUAAUGUUUUA